Thrips palmi is the source of this 1067-nucleotide messenger RNA. RefSeq names its product gem-associated protein 2 (gene Gem2). The transcript is spliced from 6 exons. Gene Ontology annotation, cellular component: spliceosomal complex; SMN complex; nucleus. Gene Ontology annotation, biological process: spliceosomal snRNP assembly; spliceosomal complex assembly. Lineage: Eukaryota; Metazoa; Arthropoda; Insecta; Thysanoptera; Thripidae. The coding region runs from base 217 to 936 and encodes 239 amino acids. The record is from RefSeq and is a predicted model, not a curated record.
UCCUACACGGCUCCCGGGUGCUCCUCCGGUCUACGGACCGUUUACGAGUUUUUCAUACUCCGACUCCUGGCGCUGGCGACAACACCAGCAGAAAGCUUUGAAAACUAAACUUGUUUUUCACUACUGACGCUUUUUAUUAUAUUAGUGAGCUAGUGUCAAAACGAGAAGCCGGUUGCGUUCUAACCUCAUCUCGCUGCACCGUAUCAUUAACCAGAAAUGGACAGUGAUGACUCUGACUAUGCCCCUGCAACAGCAUUCCCCGUCAGUCGCAUAAAUGAAAGCGACAUUGAUUUGAACGUUCUACCUUCGAAUGGAAUGGAGUACCUUCAGAGAGUAAUGCUAGAAGCUAAACGUUGUGACCGUGUUGUCACAGCUCAACCCCCUUUGUCCAGUAAUCCUCAACCCUCCUUAAGUGAGGAAGAGAAAGAAGUUUCACCAUUAGCUCCAAGCAUAGAGUGGCAAGAAAAACAGGUGUUUGAAUUUUCUAAAUUGCGUCAAAAAAUGGCCAAGAGGAAAGCUUGCCGUCAUCCUGGGCCUCAGAUAUCUUUGCCUUCCUUAGCAGACAAGAAAGGAUGGGAACUUCUUUGUUUUGGUCCCAAGUGUGAUGGAGUUGAUGACAGUGGAAGUCCACCACUCCUCAGUAUAUUAGUCAACAUGGGUCAGCCUAUGGUAGACACACUUUUGAAUUGGCAUAGUCAAUGGAUAGAAGAAUGUAAUCAUAUGACUCAUCGUCAUGGACAAUGGAUAUUUGCCUUGCUGUCUUGUUUGGAACUACCUCUACACCCCGAUACCUGUAGCACUAUCAGAUUUAUUGCUCGCACUUGCCAGCAAAUACGAAACAUUAUGGUUGACCCUGAUGCAACUGAGCUUGCAGCUGUUAACUUAUUGAUCUGUCUUGUAGGACGAUAUUUUAGCCAAAUGGAUCUCGCUGAUUAGCAAAUCUUAAUCAAUUUUACUGAUGCAAUAUUUUAAGGUAUUAUGAACUGUCUUGUAAAUCUUUAUUGCCUAUUUAUUUUACUGUAUGAAUUAUGAAUUAUGAAAUGCUGACGGAGAAAGUUUUUAAAUUA